AUGCCGGCCUUUGGCAAAGAUGAGCGCAAAGAAAUGGACGAUGAAAUCUACGUAAACCUGACAUUUGCCGGCGUCGAUGGUAUGCUCAUGCCCGCCAACACUGCUAGGCGAGUUAUUGCCACAAACUCCAUUGUGGCCGUGGCCCAGAUCGAGUGCUUCCUGGGGAAGGGUCUGGGCCGCCCGGCCUUUGAUGGAGAAUACCGGGUGGCGACUCCGGUUGCUCCGUAUGGAUCCGGAUUUGGACCCUAUGAAGGAGCACCGCCCCGCGUUCGACCUCAUCUCGACCGCGCCGACGUGGAUCUGGGGCUACUACGACGAGCUCUCUACGACUGUCGGAUCGUUCCUAUCAGAUUCUAA
Colletotrichum spaethianum is the source of this 357-nucleotide messenger RNA. RefSeq lists its product as uncharacterized. The transcript has a single exon. The record is from RefSeq and is a predicted model, not a curated record. NCBI's taxonomy places the organism in Eukaryota, Fungi, Ascomycota, Sordariomycetes, Glomerellales, Glomerellaceae. The coding region runs from base 1 to 357 and encodes 118 amino acids.